GACAAAGCAGGGACCAUGUCUACCUUUGGCUACCGAAGAGGACUUAGCAAAUAUGAGUCCAUUGAUGAGGAUGAACUCCUCGCCUCUCUGACACCUGAGGAGCUGAAAGAGCUAGAGAGGGAGCUGGAAGACAUUGAGCCUGAUCACAGCCUUCCUGUGGGGCUAAGGCAAAAAAGUCUGACCGAGAAAACUCCCACGGGGACGUUCAGCAGAGAGGCGCUGAUGGCCUAUUGGGAAAAGGAGUCCCGGAAACUCUUGGAGAAGGAGAGGCUGGGGGAGUGUGGAAAGGUUGCAGAAGACAAAGAGGAGAGUGAAGAAGAGCUUAUCUUUACUGGAAGUAACAGUGAGGUUUCUGAGGAUGUGUAUACAGAAGAGGAAGAGGAGGAGGAGUCCCAGGAGGAAGAGGAGGAAGAAGAUAGCGAUGAAGAGGAAAGAACCAUUGAAAAAGGAAAAGGCAUUAAUGGAACUAUAAAUUAUGAUAGUGCCAAUUCAGACACCUCUAAGCCAAAGAUAUUUAAAAGUCAAAUAGAAAACAUAAACUUGACCAAUGGCCACAGUGGAAGGAACACAGAGUCCCCUGCUGCCAUUCACCCUUGUGGAAAUCCUACGGUUAUUGAGGAUGCUUUGGAAAAUAUUAAAAACAAUGACCCUGACACCGUAGAAGUCAAUUUGAACAAUAUAGAGAACAUCACAUCGCAGACUCUCACCCGCUUUGCUGAAGCCCUCAAGGACAACACGGUGGUGAAGACCUUCAGCCUGGCCAACACACGUGCUGAUGACAGUGCGGCUUUGGCCAUUGCGGAAAUGCUCCAGGUCAACGAGCACGUCACCAGCGUCAACAUCGAGUCCAACUUUAUCACGGGGAAGGGCAUCCUGGCCAUCAUGAGAGCCCUGCAGCACAACACUAUGCUCUCGGAGCUGCGGUUCCACAACCAGAGGCACAUCAUGGGCAGCCAGGUGGAGAUGGAGAUCGUCAAGCUGCUGAAGGAGAACACCACGCUGCUGCGGCUGGGCUACCAUUUUGAGCUCCCAGGACCAAGAAUGAGCAUGACGAGCAUUUUGACCAGGAAUAUGGAUAAACAGAGGCAAAAGCGGAUGCAGGAGCAGAAACAGCAAGAGGGAUAUGAUGCAGGAGCCAACCUUAGGACCAAAGUCUGGCAAAGAGGAACUCCUGGCUCUUCACCUCACGCAUCUCCCAGGCACUCUCCCUGGUCAUCCCCAAAACUUCCCAAGAAAGUCCAAACUGUGAGGAGCCGGCCUCCAUCUCCGGCGGCCACGCCC
Molecule: messenger RNA, 1281 nt
Organism: Trichechus manatus latirostris (Florida manatee)
Lineage: Eukaryota; Metazoa; Chordata; Mammalia; Sirenia; Trichechidae
Gene: LMOD2
Product: leiomodin 2
Exons: 2
Biological process (GO): muscle contraction; myofibril assembly; pointed-end actin filament capping
Cellular component (GO): striated muscle thin filament; myofibril; cytoskeleton
Molecular function (GO): tropomyosin binding
Source: RefSeq, a predicted model, not a curated record